Molecule: messenger RNA, 6432 nt
Organism: Linnemannia hyalina
Lineage: Eukaryota; Fungi; Mortierellomycota; Mortierellomycetes; Mortierellales; Mortierellaceae
Source: the annotation of a GenBank genome assembly
AUGUCAGGAAUGGAGUAUGACGCCAAUCGGAUGAGUGCGGCUAUCUACAAUGCGAUCCAAUACCCGGUCGAUGCCCUUGUUGUCUCGAUCCCAGAUCCAGAUAUCCUGAGGGAACCUAUCCGUGCAGCCCGUGAAAAGAAUAUUCCCGUCAUUGCCAUUUAUACCGGGCUGCAGGCAGCCAAAGAACUUGGCAUUCCCGCCAUCAUGUCAGACGAUGACUUUGUUUGCAUCAACGGCGUCAACCGCAUCCCAGCCUUGCUUGAGCGUUGCAACGGUGUUCUAAGCGCCUUUCUUCAGGCUGACACCGGUGCCUCAUCCAACGUGACAGAGCACACCAUCUACCUUGACAAGGGAAAUCGAAACGGCACCGGUCCUGCCUAUGCCCAGUCAGUACCCGACAACAUCCGCAAUCGCCGUUCUGUCACCGGUAUUGUAUUCCUAACCGCGACGACCUUCAUGGAGCUCAACGAAGCGUUGGUCACAAGCCUCAAUGGCACUCGGUCUUUCAAGAUUGCCACGUUUGACUUUAACCGAUACAUGAUGAAAAGUAUGGACAAGGGAAACCUGCAUUACUCUGUCUCAAGUUUGAUGUAUAUUCAGACCAUCAUGGCUUUCAUGCUGAUUUAUAUCCAGCUGAGUGUGGGCGAGACGAUUAGCCAGGACAAGAUCAUCACCGGUCCCAAGCUGGUGACGCCUUCCAAUGCUAAAGACAUGCUGGCGCAAGAAGAGUGGACCCUAGGCAACUUUUUGGAUUACUCGAAGGGUUUCAGCGUGAUUACCGGAAGGCAAGUAGCACAAUCGCACGCUGCAAUGUCUUUCUCGCCAAUCAAUGAGCAUUGGGAUGCCUUGUCGACAGGCGCACGCGACGCGGCACGCCUUCUCAACUGGACGAUGACAGAAUAUCGAUACGACCAACCCAUCCGACAGGACGUGGUCGAGUAUAGCAUCGACUUGGCGCUGAACGACACGAACACGCAAGGACUGCUCAUGAGCAACUCCCGCGAUACCUACAUCCAAUAUGCUCUCAACCAGACAAUCAAGCAGGUCCCUGAACGUAAUUUGCGCGCCAACAAGACUCUGCAGGGACUGUGUGACGACUUGAAGCCUACCCUGGCGAACCAAUGCAGUGUUCAACCUCCCUGGAACCAUACGCUGGAACAAGUGCUCCCUUUACCAAUUGUCGGCAUCGGAUCGACAUAUAAUUGGUCUCCUCAUCAGAGUUUAUCCUGGGUCGGCGAGAACGGAUACGAGGCUGGCCUAGAAUACGCGAACGCCAUUCUAGCCGGUGGGAAAGCCCAGCCGAUUUGCAUUGUCCAGAACGAUGAGCCCGAGCAACAGAUGCUGAUGUGUCGGGGUCUUUAUGACAGGAUAACAGGGCUCUAUGGAUCCUCCUUCCUCCCACCCUUCGACACCUACUGCGUUCGACUCCUUCCUGGUGAUCUCUCUGGCGCAUCGAGAAAGGUCACCGAGGUUGGAGCUGGAUACAAGUACGACAGCAUCCACACCACGUCGACAAUGCUUUUCGAGAACAUCAAGUACCUGGUCUCGAAGGGAGAUGUGAGUGACAAGGUUCUGGUCACCACCACAGGACGGUCAUCGACGGCUUUGGAGGAUUAUGUCGCAGGAAAAGUCUGGAAGGUCUGGUCUCAACAAUCCUAUCUCAAUGGAUUCAUGUCCGUUGUCGAGCUCGCGUUUUCGACCGUUCUUCAGGACAAGACCUGGAAUUUCAUCGCCACUGGACCCACGAUGAUUGACUACGUCUGCGAUAAGGGUCAAUUCUUCAACAAGGAUCGCAACCGGACCACGCUCUAUUGUCAGACUGAGGAAGGAUACCAUGUCGGCAACCCUUACUGUCAGCCCUGUCCGACCGACUAUUACAGUGACAUGUACAACAGUCUCAAUUGCACCGCAUGUCCACUCGGCACCUUCACCAACGUAACAGGGUCCAGUAGCUGCAUGAGCUGCGAGGACUUUGGUCAGACGACGCGAUCCUGCCAGGAAUACUUCUACAAGAAACAAAAGAACAACAACAUUACCCUGGCCAUUUUCCUGCCUCUGGGCCUGUUCCUGUUCGCGGCGAUCGUCGGCACGCUGGCGGUCCAUGCCCUCCGCAAUCGCCGUAAACGCUCCCGACUUGCAGACGACUCAUGGAUGCUGGACUACAAGAGAAUCAUGGGGCUUUAUCAUGAUUCCGACAGCGGGCUUGGCUCUCAGGACUCUGGAUCGAUGAUCGAGCACAAACAUAUGUCCUACAGAUCAGAUAUAGAAGGUGGCGGAGGCGGAGAUGGAGGUCGUAGAGCGAGCGGUCGACCCACCGGGAUGUUUCAACGGAGCCACUCAACAUUCGUCGGAGGCAACUCGGGAAUUGAGCCAAUGGAUGGUACUGGAAAGGCGAUUGGCGUCUACCGCAACCUGCCUGUCUUUGUCCGGCGUAUUGGUGGAGCCAAGGUGCACCUGACGCGCAAACUCCGGAUCGAAAUUAUGGACGUGAUGGAGUUGCGACAUCCCAAGCUGGUGGAGCUGGUUGGUGUGUGUCUUCAGCCACCAGAUGUUUGUGUGGUGACCGAGCACUGUUCCAAGGGCACCUUGACGGAAGUUCUGGCGAACCCGGACCUCAACUUCAACUGGCUCUUCAAGCUGUCGUUCAUGAGCGACAUUUCCCGCGCGAUGGAGUUUCUGCACCAGUCCAAGAUCCAGUUCCACGGUGAUUUGAAAUCGGCCAACUGUCUUAUCACCAGUCGCUGGGAGGUCAAGGUCGGAGGAUAUGGAUUGAGGGAGCUGACGGCGACUCAACAGCCAGGAUAUGGACGAGUAGGUCGCAUAAGCACAGGAUCGAGCGAGCUGAGCCAAGGCGGUACUGUUCAUAGGAACUCGUUGCGUAUUAGUGGUGAGAGUCUUUUCGGUAACGGAUCAGCCCACUCACUUCCCUUCCACACCAACAACCUGCCGGAGGACCCCACGGAGAUGGAAGAGUACCGUGUCGCCAGGACGCUUCGAGAAAUUCAGGAUGGUCGAUGGGUUGCCCCCGAGAACAUGAUCCACCGUGGCUCUGUCUUCCACAAGACUGCCAGUAAGGGUGGUGAUGUGUUCAGUGCUGGUAUCAUCUUCAACGAGAUCAUGACGCGCAAGACACCCUAUGUGCGCCAGCUGGCGCUUUUGGACCCGGUUGAAGGACCUUCGAUACUGCUGGAUCAGAUCAAGAACGAGAACUUGCGGCCUGAUUUCUUGCUUGACGAUGCCUCGGAUGAGAGCAUUGGAGCCGUCAACCAUUUGAUUCGUAAUUGUUUGCAGCCUGACCCGUGCCUGCGACCAUCCUUUGCGACCAUCAUUCACCGUCUGCGAUUGAUUAGCCCCGAUGGUGACAUGAUUGGCGGCAUGGCGGCGUUGCUAGAGAAGUAUGCGAACGAUAUGGAAGAGUUGGUUAGGACGCGAACGAUGCACUUGCAAACCCGCACGGCUGAGUUAGAGGAGGAGCGUCUUCGCACCGAGGCCCUCUUGAUCGAUCUUAACCAAGCCAAGAACCACGCCGAGGAAGCCGCCCGCGCAAAGUCCAACUUUUUGGCCAACAUGUCCCACGAGAUCAGAACGCCCAUGAACGCGGUCAUUGGUAUGUCGCGUAUCAUGCUAGAGUCGGACCUUUCGCCAGAUCUGAUGGAUUGCGCCGAGACGAUCGAGUCGAGCGGAAACCAAUUGAUGGCUGUCAUUGACGACAUUCUGGACUACAGCAAGAUCGAAUCGGGUAAGCUCAAGCUCGCCCCUGAGCUUCUAGACCUGCCCUGGCUCCUGGAAUCUGUCUGUAACCUGGUCUCGAUGCAAUCUGGCACCAAGGGCCUCGGCCUGGCAUUUGUGGUUCACCCCGAUACCCCCAUGCAAGCCCUCGGAGACUUGGUCCGGAUCCGGCAGGUCCUUCUCAACCUCUUGAGUAACGCCAUCAAGUUUACGGAGAAGGGCAACAUUGUCGUAAAACUAGAGCCGAAACCUAAGCUGGCCUUUGGAACCGGAGCUCGGAUCUAUGAAGAGGACAACUUGGAGGAGAAUGUCAAAGAGUCCUCUGGCCUCUUGCUCCAUAGCGACCAAGGCUCGACCGAGUCUGACCUGGACCGGAUCCACAGCCGCGCCACGACGUCGAGACCCGGAAGCAAGAACCAGAUGCAAACCCUGGGCUCGUUAGCGCAAGAGGCCAAGGCUCGCGCUCAAAACGAGACUCAUGUGGAUCUCCUUUGGUCAGUGGCCGAUCAAGGAUGUGGUAUCCCCGCUGAGCGCAUGGACCGACUGUUUAAGAGCUUCUCCCAGGCCGACGAGUCUGUCACCCGCAACUUUGGUGGUACUGGAUUGGGUCUCGCCAUCUCCAAGAAGCUGGUCGAGGUCAUGGAUGGUGAGAUGUGGGCAGAGUCAGAGGAAGGUGUCGGUUCGACAUUCUACUUCACGACUCUUCUCGAGUCGCCCAAGGCCAGCCCCACGGUCGCUCAGCAGCUAAACUUGGAGUUCUUCAAGGAAAAGACCCUGCUAAUCCUGGAUGACCGCCGGGUCAGCAGAACAUCCUGGCGGUACCAGUCGUCGACCUGGGGUUUCCAACGAGUGUUGGUCCUGAGUGUCCCUAAGGGUCUUGAUUACCUCCAGCAGAACCCUAACCAAGUCGAUGUGAUCAUGAUUGAUGUCGACAAGCCCCAGUCCAGGAUCCAUCCAGGCCUGGCCGUCCUCCACCAAGUCCGCAUGAUCCCCAACGAGGACUACCUUGAACCCGAAAGCGGUGAAGUGAUCCGCCAGAAGAGGACGAGUCCUGUUCCCUGUGUCCUUAUCUCGUACCACCGCCACGCCCAGCCCGCCUUCCCUGGCGGAGCCAGCGGUGUUGCUGUUCCAUUGGCGCCUGAAGCUGUUGACUCUGCAGGCAGUGCCUCAGAAACCCAUACCCGAUCCAUCCGUGGCCAAAGCAGUCUAGAGAGUCUGACGGACAGCAAGAGUACGCACUCUCAUUCGUCGGCCGUCAAGGACAAGGAGGUCCUUCAGUCUCGCCCCUACGCGUCGACUGGGACCUGCAACCUCAACAUUAUCAACAGUAACAUGUUGGCGGUUCCACCCAGAGGCACUCCUCAUGACCGGUCCAACAGUUUCUCGGGCAGUCUUCCGUCUCCCAUCUCGCCGCCCAACUCUGGUGGCAGUGGACAGGACUUUGGAGCUUGGGGCGCUGACCCCUCGGUUGGGUACCUCAGUAAGCCCGUCAAACAGGCCAAGCUGUUCAGGAUGUUCCAUGGUUUGAUGACUGGAUCCUGGCCGAUGGCUCCACAACCGGCCGCGGAUCUGAACAACCGAGAGCACGAGCGAAAGCGUCAGCUCGAGACGCUCGAGUGUCUGCUGGUGGACGACAACCCUGUGAACCAGAAGGUGAUCUCGAGGAUGCUUGGACGGAUGGGUAUCACGCCUGACCUGGCCAACAAUGGUCAGGAAGCCAUCGACAAGUGCUCUGCUCGCGCCGAGGCUGUAGCCAAGGCCAAGAAAGAGUCGUCUUUGCCUGACGCUUCUGGAGGUACCGGUGAUGUUGUUGAUGGAUCUGGAUCGGGCUCGGGAUCAGAUGUGGAGGCGAAGCAAUACGAUCUGAUCUUUAUGGAUGUCUGGAUGCCCGUCAAGGAUGGUCUGAAGGCGACGGAGGAGAUCCGCAAGUCUGUGGAUGGCAUCACGGGCACGGAGCCGUUUAUUGUCGCAAUGACAGCCUGUGUGAUGCCAGGCGAUCGUGAGAAGUGUCUUGCCAGCGGAAUGAACGCCUAUCUAUCCAAGCCGAUCAAGAAGGAGGAGCUGUGCUCGAUCCUCGAGAACUGGUUGGAUGCCCGGGCGGAUCUUGAGCAGGAGAAGAAGGAGAGUCAUGAGCGCAAGGUGCUUCAGAAGAAGAAGCGGGAGCUCUUGCAGCGUCGGAGCAUGGCUGUUCUCAAAGGUGCUGGUGGUUCUGGUGCGAGUGGAGACGGCCCGGAUUCUCCGUCUGUUCCCUUGCCGUCAUCUGAUGGUACUACUGGCUCUGUCCGCCAUUUGAAGGAUGAGGAAGAAGACGACGAGGAAGAAGAAGAGGAGGAGGAAGAAGAUGAAGGGAUUGCACAGGACGAUACGACGGACAAUAACGACCACGACGGUGAUGGCGAUGGCGAGGAAGAGUACGAUAUGCCGAUCCGCAUGAGGUCGACCGGGUCUCGAGGAGGUCCCUGUCGGAUGGGAUCGUCUCGAUCGAGCAAGCAUUCUCGCCGGCGCAAGAAGUCUCAUCAGCGAGGACCAGGCGGAGUGGGGCCAGGAGGGGCUCAUGUGAUGAGCGACGACAGCGAGGAUGAAGCUUUGGGUUGCCGCGGAGGCGGAGGUGGUGGACUGAAUAUGGUCAGUGUUGUGACCAAUAAGAACAACCCUAUUGCCCGCAUGGGUCGCAUGCACUCCUUCAAGAACCACUUGUUGUAA